UACAUUUAUGAUUUAACGCAAACCCAAAAAAGCCUAAGCCUUCGCCUUUUUCUCUUCGUCUUCUUCACCAUCUUCUGGGGAAAAACAAAAAAACACAAAACUUUCCCGGCCAUGGAUCCCGGCGACCCAACUUCGAUAAUCUUUUCAAAGAUCAGAACUUUAGAACCAGAGAACGCUUCCAAAGUCAUUGGCUAUUUUCUAUUGCAAGACAUGGAACAGAGAGAUUUGAUUCGAAUUGCUUUUGGUCCUGACUCUCUCAUUCAAACUUUCUGUCGUAAAGCUAAAUCCGAUUUAGGUCUUUCCUCCAACGGUUUCUCGUUAAACCCUAGUUCGAGACCCAUCAAUAUCCAUGGCCAGUCAUUGUCUCAGUCUUCUCCCAGAAAUGGGUUCUUAGAGUUAUCGAGAAACCCUAGCAACCCUUUGUCUCCUUCGUUUACUUCGAACACACUCAGAGAUAACCCUAACUUCAAUUCUAGUCCCUUUCGUGAAAGUUCAUCACUUUUUGCUUCUUCUUCCGGCGGCGAUGAGCAGCAGCAACAACAAUUCAGUAACAACUUUUUGUUCACAAAAGACGAGGAUCCAUUUGCCAAUUUUCACAAGAGGAGUUUCUCGGCUAACGAUGCUUGUCUUGAAUCAGAGGAACCGGGGUUUGGAGGAGGGACCGGUUAUCAUCGGUUUCCACAAGGCGGUUUAGUUGAUGAUUUUGGUUCUUCUGCUGGCUUAGGUUCGCCGAGUGAGAUGGAUUACAUGCUAGAGGAAAUGAUGAGGAUGAAGUUAGCUCAGCAAAAGAGAAUGGUUGCUGCUCAGUUCAUGGCCGCUUGUAGCUCUCCAAUGUUGCAUAGACAAGGAUCAGGACAUUUUGGAGAAGAAGGUGGUUACUAUUUUAGUCCAGGAAGGCAUGAAAGAGAGGAUUCAGUCUCUAAACAGAUUUACUUGACAUUUCCAUCUGAAAGCUCCUUCACUGAUGAAGACGUCUCAACUUAUUUCAGCACUUUUGGACCUGUGGAAGAUGUGAGGAUUCCAUAUCAGCAGCAACGGAUGUUUGGGUUUGUCACUUUUGCCAAGGCUGAAACCGUGAGAACCAUAUUAGCUCGAGGAAAUCCUCAUUUCAUCUGUGACUCACGUGUGCUCGUUAAACCAUACAAGGAGAAAGGAAAAAUCCUUCAAAACAGGAGGCAGCAGCAGCAACUACACGAGCUGUUGGAGAGAGGGAACUAUUCACCUUCUUCAAGUCCUUCUAGAAUGGACUCAAGGGAUCUAUAUGAAUGUCGCUUAGGACCAAGGAUGUUUUCAAACAAGACACAGGAGAUGCUGCGAAGAAAAACCGAGCAAGCUGAUUUACAACAAGCCAUAGAAGUAGAACUCCAAAGAAGAAGGUUCUUGAAUCUGCAAUUGCCUGACAUGGAGAAUGAAUCUAUUCACCAUCACCAGCGUAGUCCUUCUAUUGGUUCUCCCUCUCAUUUUCCGCCUCGAUUCAAUCAUAGUCUUCUCUUUCAAUCAGGAAACAACAACGAAGAAAUCAUGGAAGGAAAUAGUGGAAGAGGUGAGAAAGAUAUGCAGCAAGUAGCAACCAGCAAUGAAGAACGUGGCUACAGUAACGAUUUCUACCAAGGGCAAGAGACGAGUCUGGAGAAUACUCUUCCUGAUAGCUUGUUUGGUUCCCCAAAAAAAUCCGGUGAAACCAACCAAACUGAGUCUGUUACCGAGCAUAAUAAGGAAGCAUCAUCGGAUCAGUUAGCCUAGCCAUGGGCUCACAAUAGGCAGAGAGAAGCAUGUGUAUGAGUGAAAGAAAGGUGUAGAAGACUGAUCAAAGAAGGAAGUAGAAGAGAAGAAUUGUCUAUAUAUAGAAAAAGCUAAGAGGUCUUAACAUGGAACACAAAAGAGAAAGUUAACGAGAACAGUUUUAGGAUUAUAUAUCAUCUACAAUAAUAGGAUUUUACGACUAAUCUCGACAACAUAUGAAUACUCAGAUCAACACAGUAACUGAAACUCACAAGUAGGUUUCUUUUUACCUUAUCGGAUCCAAGUCCUGGUUUUUGGACAAAGGUUGUAUGAAAUGCAUGUGUUUCUUCUUAAA
Arabidopsis lyrata subsp. lyrata is the source of this 2077-nucleotide messenger RNA. Its product is annotated as zinc finger CCCH domain-containing protein 55. The transcript has 9 exons. The coding region runs from base 112 to 1743 and encodes 543 amino acids. NCBI's taxonomy places the organism in Eukaryota, Viridiplantae, Streptophyta, Magnoliopsida, Brassicales, Brassicaceae. Gene Ontology annotation, molecular function: RNA binding. The record is from RefSeq and is a predicted model, not a curated record.